Phacochoerus africanus (Common warthog) is the source of this 3518-nucleotide messenger RNA. RefSeq names its product chromosome 8 C1orf87 homolog (gene C8H1orf87). The transcript is spliced from 12 exons. Bases 136 to 1764 code for a protein of 542 amino acids. NCBI's taxonomy places the organism in Eukaryota, Metazoa, Chordata, Mammalia, Artiodactyla, Suidae. The record is from RefSeq and is a predicted model, not a curated record.
GGGUUUUUGAGGAGAAGGGCUGACCGCGCGCACCCCUGAGUCGCAGGAGCGGAUGCUACAGUUGUCUAGUGGAAAUCAAGAGGAAGAGUUUUGCUUAUUUUCCAUCACCAAGGAUUUGAAGAGGUUUCGAGAGUUAUGUCUUCAGUUUGGAGGACUCCCCGUGGAUCAGACGCAAUGCCUGAGAUGGUGGUGAAAAUCGUAGGAAGUAAACACUUUCGAUACCUUGUGGAGAGGCCAAAGAUUAAAGAAGAUGAGAACUUGAAGGCAGAAACUCAAAUAGUGCUCCAGAAAUCAGUGACUGAUAAUGCAAGGCAGACAAGCAAAGACCCCCCAGUUCCUGCUAAUCCCACUGAUCAUCAAAUCAAUCUUGACCCAGAUGAUGUGGAAGAGAACAAGCAUCCAGAGAGCAACCGGAAACCAGAGGACAACCAGAAACUCAGCUGCAGAUUUCUGGAUAACAAAAUUCCCAAUCAGGCAAACAUCUACUGCAGCUCUGUACCAACUGGAGACCAGUCCCUGUCCUAUAUCCAUGGCCUUCCCAGGAGAAACCUUAGAGACUGGUCCUUAGAACAGAUGGCAAGGGACAGUUCUGACCAACCCAAGGAUAUUGGCCAGAGGCCAAGUGGACCAAUAAAAGAAGACAUUUUUCUUAUUGCCCUGGUAAGAAGAGAACUCAAGUCACACCCUUUGAGUCCUGGCUUAUUAGACAAGCUUCAGGAAGAGCUUAAGAUCCUGGAUCCUGUGUUUUCAGGAUUUCUCCUCCAGUCUCAGCUGACCCACCUCUUCUUGAGGUUUGAAGUCCCUCUGCAGUUGCCAACAGUCAAGAUCCUUUGCCAGAGGUUUUCUGGGACGGGCUCUCCUGAAAUGGUGAAUUACGAAAAGCUACUCUGGUUUUUAAAAGUCGCCACUUCAGAUGAUCCACAGCAAAACAAAAGGGCUGAGGAUAACAACAUGAAGGAAAUUCAGGGUGGUAGCCAUCGAAGCAGUACUGCUCCUCAGGACUCCAGCUCCCAGUCAGAUGUGAACAAGAGCCUGUUGGAGAUCUUGAAGAUGACACUGAGGGCAGCCAAAGGCAAACUCAACAUAGAGAACCUCAACCUGAGUUUUCGUAAAGAAGAUCACUCGUUCUCUGGCUACUUGCCCCCACCCAAGGUCAGGGCUAUAUGUGGGAAACAUGGAUUAUAUUUGACUUUGAGCCUUCUGGAAACAUUGCUUAACCAUCAAGAUCUGGGUUACCAAGGUGAAAUAAAAUGGCAGAAUUUUGUUAAGUUGUUGAGCAGAGCUUCCUCUGAGUUGUCACCUGAUUUACCUACAGGAAAGAAAGGAAAGGAAACCUCUCCUGCUCCAGCACAACCUGAAGUUCCUGAGGUAUCUCAAGGAAAAACUGAACAUAUGAAAACUCCAGAAGAGGAUUUGCAGCCAGAAAACCCUUCUGCUGAGACAUCAGUUCCCAAAGAUCUCCUGAGCGCUGUGAAGAUCAGGCCAGUCUCACAGCCUUUUGUGAGUCCAGUGAUGAAAAAUGCAUCUGAAGAAUGUGAGAUAUGGAGCGACAGAUUCAGGAGGCUAGAAAAUGCCCUCUACCUGUGUGAUCUGAAUAAUACAGGAGUCGUGGAGAAGGAACGGGCCAGACGCCUCAUUCACAACUACAAUCUCAUUUACAACCUGUCCCUGAGCCCUCGAAAAAUCGACCAAGCCUUGCGGAGAUUCCGUGCGGGAGAAAAUAUGCUUCUGGAGCCAGCGCUUCAGUACUUAAAGGAACUAUGAUAACAAGCCCAUAUUGUGAGAACAGAUGUUCCCUUUAUCUCGCUUUUUACCCAGACACGUGUUUCCCACCCCACCCCCACCCCCGCCUGAGUGCAGUGGUGGAGGCACUGUCAGAGCUGAGGCUGAUGCAGCUAUUGUAGACAUUUUGAACUUGGACUUGGUUUCUGGCUAUGAUGCUCGCUCAUAAGCAGCUCAAAGUGAUCUGAGAAAACCAGGUUUUUCUGUUCUGAGGUGGCAAGAACCCAGUUUCUUAAAACACCCUUCUAUUCUUUUAAAGCUGAUGAUGAAUAUUCCAUGAUUUUUCUCUAUAUUUCUUAUCACACCGUGGUUUUGCAAGCCCUGCAAUUCCAUACUGUUCAAAAGAAGCUAGAUGUUGUCAACUCCCAAAAAUGCCUGUCACAUAGUAGAUCUAAAUAUAUCUUCUUUGGAUGAGUAAGUCUGCCCUUCCUCUAGCCACCAUUCUAGGAAGGAUUUCCAUAUUAUAAGAAAAAGAAAAGUAUUAGAAAUAUAUUAUCUUAAUACUAAUCAGUAGAAGCAGAAUUUUAACUGAGAUUUUCUGAACAAGUCCAAUAUUUUCUCCAAUACAAAACUAGAUAAUGUUAUUCUGUCUUCAGGGAUAUUUUCCCAGAAUAUUUGAUACAAGUUUUCAAGAGAGAUGCCUGGGACAAAGGAUUCUGGAAAUAAGUAACAUCUUCUUUGCUUCCUCUGGCAGGAACAUCAAGAUAGUUACUGGACUCAAUCAUAAGGUCCUGAAGGGCACUGAUUUCCCUUGCCCCAUCCUUUGUGCCCAACAUCUCAUAGAGCUCCUGCACACAGCCUCAGUACCCACCCACCAACAUACAUAACUGGAGGUGAAUCCAUUGACACAGAAUGAGGCAUGAAAGCUGCCCUCAAAUACAUGGGACCCUGUAGGUUGCACAUACCCUAUACUCCUGCAGCCCUGGCUGAGGAAAUGCUUCUGUAAGUGGGGUAACCAUGGCCAGAUCUGGAUCCACAGUCACCCCACUAACCACCACCAUCCAUCCUUCAACACAGCAGAAAACCAGGCAGAUCCUAGCUCUGGCACUUAGUAGGUGACAGCUUUGGCGAAUGUUUGAUCUCCCUGAGCUUCUUCAGUUCCUUCAUGUGUGAAACAGGAGUAAUUGUACUUUUCAAGGGAGUGUUAUAAACACUGGAAACCAUGCCAUUUGGACAGUUGCUUGUAUGCAGUAGCUGCUGAGCUUUAGGAAAUUUGAACAAUGGUCUGUGUGAAAUGACCUAGGGAGGUAAGGCUACCACUACAGCACAGACAAAGUUUGAGAUAUAUCUGCCUUCUAGAGCCAAAUGCCAAUUGCUCUUGAAUCAUCUACUGUCUGGAGUUCUCCACAGCUUCACCCCAGGGUGUGUGUGGUGUAUGUGUGUAUGAGGAGGUGUAUUUGCAUGACUUGCACUUGCUAACAUAAAUACUCAUUAGCUUUACUCUGAGUAAGCAUUUAAAAAAAAUAAAAACUCCACUUUAAUCACAGAGAACAGCUUAGAAAUCUAGGUGACCCUGUGACAGCAGAGGUUAAAUGAGGCAAACCACUGGACACAAGCAGCAGAAUGCCAUGAGAUCAUUGUGCUUCAGAAUAUGUUUAUAGCUUCUAUGCUAGGGCUUCUCCAGGGUUUACUUAUGGAAAAUAUGAUACCUUUCUUUUUUCCCAGGUCAGUGGUAUUUCAUAUGCUCCCUCUGACUGUGUUGUUGUGAACCUCAAAUAAACACUGGGUAGACGGAA